AUGGGGGGGGAGCUAACAAAUAAGGCGAAGAUGAUAAUAAAUUCACGGAUGCCUUUUCCACGAAGGCGGUCACAGAGGGGUAAUUUUAAGGGUCGUCUGCGGCGGUCGCUUCUCGUUGGGGUUAUCGGCGUGCUUUUAAUACUUCUUUGGCUAUACUACGCUGGUGAUUCGAGGCGGAUCCCAUUUACACCAUCGGUGCUUCCUCCUGGUGGUACGCAGGAUAUGUUCCUUCGUCCCACAGGGACUCGCAUGGUUGUUUUCGUUAUGAGUGAUAGAAUAGAUGAUGCCCUUUGCUAUUCUGCGGGCUCAGCUUACUUAAACGGACUGCCCGUGGUGAUGGCCGGCUAUCGGAUGCCGUUUCGUGGAUUAAUGUCGAAGUUUGACUUUAUGGAAGCGGCCAUCGAGAAUGCAGAGCUGCAGCCAGAAGACGUAAUCAUUGCAAUGGACUCAGACACAAUCUUCACUGGUGUGGACAUUAACCCGUUCUUGGAUCGCUUCAUUGCGCGGUCCGCUCCCACGCCUGAGCUGCGAUGUGUGUGCGUCUGGAAACGGGAAUGA
Messenger RNA from Phytomonas sp. EM1, 558 nucleotides. NCBI's taxonomy places the organism in Eukaryota, Euglenozoa, Kinetoplastea, Trypanosomatida, Trypanosomatidae. The record is from the annotation of a GenBank genome assembly.